AUGAUCGCCGCUGAAAAUCAGUCGAGUUUGCGUGCCGGCUCCAGGCUGGGGCAGUUCGUGGAGCAAGCGGACGACGGAAGUGUGGGUGGCGGCAACGAGGCUGGUGGAGCCGGUGCAACCACUACCUCGGAGCUAGGUGUAAUGAAGAAGGAGGAGCAGGAGGCGACGAAGAACGAUAGCUCCCCUAAAGAGGUGAACAAUUCAACGGUCACAGUAACUACACCUAGCGGCGUCGCGACGACGACGGCGUCCAUUGCGAACGAGGAGGACGUGGAAGUGGAGGGUGGAGCGGCGCAGGAGGCGGUCGGUGGCGGUCUGCUGGCGAGUGAGGGUGGGGGUGGAGGCGGCAUGGCCGGCUUCUGGAGGCAGAGUAGACCCUCCAGUCCCCGCAUGCCGCCUCCGGAGCAGCUGGAGCACAGGCCUAAGAGCCGACACGAGCCGGCGCCCGCGAGAUACAACAACCUCGGCUAUUGGAGGGCGAGACGAGUGACAUUUUACAAAAAUGGCGACCCGUAUUUUCCUGGUAUCGAGUUCAGGUUCAAGCCAGGAAGGGACAUCGGUUCCCUGGAGGCCCUCCUGGACAGACUAUCACUGCGAAUGGACUUGCCCAGAGGUGCGAGACACAUCUUCUCCAUGGAUGGGGACCGGAAGCUUACUCUGGACGAGCUGGAGGACGGCGCGUCGUACGUGGUAUCGAGCUACAAAACGUUCAAGGCACCACCUCCUGGCGGUGGAAAGCCUUCUUCAGGACGCGUCAUACGUAUCGUUAACAACCAUGAUCACACCGUGCAGUGUCGAGUCCUGUUGAACCUACGUACUUCACAGCCGUUCGAAGAGGUUGUGGAGGAUCUUGGGCAGGUAUUGAAGAUGAACGGAGCCAAGAGGAUGUUCACAGUCUCUGGACAGGAGGUGAGGAGUUUCUCGCAGCUGAGAAACGAGUUCGCAGACGUGGACACGUUCUACCUGGGCACAGGAUCGGGCAUAGGUUUGGCGGGUGCUGUUACCGCGUCUCCAGCGAGGAGAUCUAGGUCGCGAGGACCACCCACUGUGGUUGAAGACAUUGGUCGUCAGAGACGAGCUCGUAGCAAAAGCAGACCCCGCGCUUUGUACGCCCCUGACUCUGAUGUCGUCCGAGUAAACGGUUCUCUAUACAAUUCUUUCCUUUAUAUAUUGCUGGAAGUCUUACGGGAUGAACCAGCCAGAGUGACGAUCAGAGGGCUGAGACGUUCCUUUUACCCUCCUUCACACCUACCACCGGUGGAUAAUUCACCACCGGAUAAGAAACUGCAACUCGAAUGGGUUUACGGGUAUCGGGGCACCGAUACACGAAGAAAUCUUUGGGUCUUACCCAGUGGAGAGCUUCUUUACUACGUUGCUGCCGUGGCUGUUCUCUUCGACAGAGAGGAAAAUGCACAACGGCACUAUGUGGGUCACACUGAGGACAUCACAUGCAUGGAGGUUCACCCAAGCAGAGAGCUGGUGGCAUCUGGGCAAAAAGCGGGCAGGCACAGAAAAGCGCAACCGCAUGUUCGCAUAUGGUCAACAGAGACUCUACUCACUCUAUACGUGUUCGGAAUGACUGAGUUCCAGAUGGGCGUCUCUGCGUUAGCCUUCUCGCAAUUGAAUGGUGGUAGUUAUGUGCUAGCUGUGGACGCUGGCAGGGAGGCGAUACUCUCUGUGUGGCAGUGGCAAUGGGGUCAUCUAUUGGGCAAAGUGGCGACUAUGCAAGAGGAUCUGACUGGUGCAGCCUUUCAUCCUUUGGAUGAUAAUCUGUUGAUAACUCACGGCAGAGGGCACUUGACUUUCUGGAACAGAAGAAAGGAUGGUUUUUUCGAGAGGACAGACAUUAUCAAGCCGCCAUCUCGUACGCACGUGACCAGCAUCCAGUUCGAGCAAGACGGAGAUGUUGUUACAGCGGACAGCGAUGGUUUCAUUACGGUGUACUCUGUGGACGCGGAUGGCGCUUAUUUUGUUAGAAUGGAGUUCGAAGCGCAUAAUAAGGGAAUUAGUUCAUUAGUUAUGUUGUCUGAGGGAACGUUGCUGUCUGGUGGAGAGAAGGAUCGUAAGAUAGCUGCUUGGGAUUCUCUGCAGAAUUAUAAACGUAUUACUGAUACGAAGUUACCAGAAGCGGUGGGAGGAGUCAGGAGCAUCUAUCCUCAGAGACCAGGCAGGAACGAUGGGAAUAUAUACGUUGGAACAACCAGGAAUAAUAUUCUUGAGGGAUCUUUGCAGAGAAGGUUCAAUCUAGUUGUGUUUGGUCAUGGUAGACAGCUGUGGGGUCUUGCUGUACAUCCGGAUGACGAGGUAUUCGCCACAGCUGGACACGAUAAGAACAUUGCACUAUGGCGGAGACAUAAACUUUUAUGGACGACGCAGGUGGGUUUCGAGUGCAUCUGCAUAGCUUUCCAUCCAUUUGGCGUCGCCCUGGCCGCAGGUUCCUCCGAGGGUCACCUUCUGGUCCUGGCCGCGGACACAGGAGCGGCUGUAGCCACCCUCAGAGUCUGUGGCUCGCCACUAUCAUGCAUAGGCUACAAUCCAACUGGAGAAAUCGUGGCGAUGGGCUCCCAAAACGGCAGCGUGUACCUCUUCAGAGUAUCCAGAGAUGGCUUCUCCUAUAAGAAAAGCAACAAGAUUCGCGGAACGCAACCAUUGGUCCAAUUAGACUGGAGUUCCGACAGCAGAUUUCUUCAGACAGUCACUCAAGACUACGACCUAGUAUUCUGGGAUGUGAAAGCGUUAUCCUCAGAAAAAAGUCCACUAGUCAUGAAAGACGUGAAAUGGUACACUCAUAAUUGCAUGGUUGGCUACAUGGUGUCUGGAAUGUGGAACAAUCGCUACUAUCCGCUAACAACGGUUUUAACAACAUCAAGCAGAUCAGCUGCUCACGAUAUGCUAGUUAGUGGCGAUGCAGAGGGCUAUCUGAGACUCUUUAGGUACCCCUGUACUAGUGCAAAAGCUGAAUAUGUCGAAGAAAAGGUAUACAGCUCUCUGGUAGCCUGUGCAAGAUUCCUCUACAACGAUCAAAAUGUCGUGACCGUCGGUGGAACCGACGCUGCUCUCAUGCUAUGGGAGCUAGUCGACGAGUAG
Habropoda laboriosa is the source of this 3087-nucleotide messenger RNA. It is a transcript of the gene DCX-EMAP, whose product is annotated as echinoderm microtubule-associated protein-like CG42247. Gene Ontology annotation, biological process: microtubule cytoskeleton organization; intracellular signal transduction. NCBI's taxonomy places the organism in Eukaryota, Metazoa, Arthropoda, Insecta, Hymenoptera, Apidae. The coding region runs from base 1 to 3087 and encodes 1028 amino acids. The record is from RefSeq and is a predicted model, not a curated record. Gene Ontology annotation, cellular component: mitotic spindle. Gene Ontology annotation, molecular function: microtubule binding. The transcript is spliced from 17 exons.